This is a messenger RNA of Stomoxys calcitrans (stable fly), 7043 nucleotides long. RefSeq names its product little elongation complex subunit 1 (gene Ice1). Bases 285 to 6782 code for a protein of 2165 amino acids. The record is from RefSeq and is a predicted model, not a curated record. The transcript is spliced from 3 exons. Lineage: Eukaryota; Metazoa; Arthropoda; Insecta; Diptera; Muscidae.
UAUACAGCGUGAAAAGCUGAACAGAAUACCUUGCUUAAGUAUCGUGAUUUGGGUUAGCUGUCAUAUAUCGAAUUUGGUUAAUAUGGCAUCCCUUUAAUGCGGCAUUUUGACAUGUUUUAAACGUUUUCGAUACGCGUUGUUUUAACUAAAUGUGGUUUUUUAAUUUAUAUCGAAGGAUUGAGUGAAAAUUACUAUUUUUUCAUUAAGAUGAUUUCGUGGUUUAUAGAAUUAUUCAAUUAUUGAGAAAUCACCAUAGUCUCUAUUUCAUUCGCAAACCUCCAACCAUGGCUGAUUUUGAUUUUGGCGACCUUAACUUGGAUUUCUUGCAAACCACCCCUCCAAAGGCUAUUAUUGGCAACCAUACAUUGAGAAACCCGGCACAAAAGCAGAAAAAGCGUUUGGAAUGGGCCAAAAAGAUAGCAAGUGCCGAUGAACUUGUAAAAGAAAUACACAAGCUUAAGUGCGAUAAUUUGCAGCUACAUACACAGUUGAAAGAUUUCCAGAAAACUGCAUCAGACAUUCAGGUCUUGUACGCCACGGAAAAGCGCAAGUUGGAGGAAACUUCGAAAUCUUUGCUAGAAUUACAGCGCAAGUAUGAGAAGACUGACAGCGAUCUGACAAUCAAAUCCUUAAAAUGUGAGCAACUUGAAGCUUGGUUAGAAAAUCAAAAAGAAUGCCCUGUGGAAUACAAUGAUUUGGUGGUUAAGUAUUUAAAGCUUAUCCACAAAUAUUCCGAAGAAGAUGGAUUGAAAUAUUUUUAUGAUCGUAAAUUGGUGGACGAUUUAAAGCUGUAUUGUGACAAAUUCAAAAUAAGAUAUAUCGUCCCCACGAGCAGCAGCCCAAAAAAGCCCACCACAAAAUCAAGAACGCCGAAAAUUCAGCAGGAAAAUGCUGCCGUGCAAUGCGAUAUUUGGAAAGACAAUGCUCCCGUUAAUGACAGUAAAGAGAAAAGAAAUCAGGGUAUUCAGUGCCAAGUAGAAUUACGCAGCCAGGGAACACAGCACAUAAGUACUAUGACAACACGUAGUACAACCACCACAUGCUUCAUAAAAUUUCGUAAUGUCGGCACAAAUUUUCCCGAAACUCUAACGGUACCAGCUGUUGAAGAUAUCUUAAAUGAAUUUACUCCAUGGCAAAAUAUAAAACCAAUAUCUCCACUAAUGGACCGUCCUCAGAGUGAGGAGAUAAAGAAAAAUUUCAAAACAAUUGGCACUUGUACUUGGCUGUGCAAUAUAAGACGGCCGAUAGACUUCAUGCCGCGAGCAGUGAAACGUGUUCCAAACACUCAAAUUACUUCGUGUGUACAGACGCAAAGUGCUAUCAAACAGGAGAUAACAACACCUUCGCCGUCUCCAACACCAAAUGUUAGUUCCGAAGCCAACAAUGUUUCUGCCAACAACAUGCCAGUCAACAGCACAGUUCCUAACCCUAUAAUAACUUCCCUCAAUCUCACUCAACAAUCAAGUCCAGCAGCGAAUCCUACCUUUCACGAACUGUGGCAUAUAUUUGGAAGAAUGGUUCUGGGAUUGUUGCAUACAACAAACGGCAGUAAUGCUGGCAUUUCUGCCAAUUCUGUUAUGACACAAGAAACUCUUAAUCAGCGUCAAUUCCACAAUUGGUUAAGAGAGCUUUAUGAUGGCUCAGUAGCGGCAAGAGUGAACGAGCAAACCGCACAGACUUUUUCAUCUAAUGAUGACUUAAACAACCAAAUACCUCAGCCAAUGUUUAAUGAAGGAGAUAACCCCACGAGAAGCAUUGGUACUAGUCCGCUUAGAUUCCAUACUACCUCAAUUUUAACUUCCACAAAUAUUGUACGGCCUCAAGCAAGAAGAAAUAUUAAUGAGGAUAUUUCUUGCAGUGAAGAAAUGACAGAGUCAAUACAUGAAGAGGAUUACGAUGGUUUUGAACAUUCCCCGCCAGAUGUGUCGCCUGAACAACAAGUCCUUUGUAAUAAUGAUGCAAAUGCUGCCUCAAAUUGUAGUUUUGAAUCCGAUACAAAUUCAACUUUAGGCAACGAAAUUUCAGAAUUGCAUCUUACUAGUUCUGGAAAUAAUAGAGUAAUGGACAUAGAAAACUCGCUUAAAGCUUUGGCCAAGCCUUCUAAAAGAAAGCACAAACCCAGGACGAUUAUGAAUGACAUUCAGGACAUUUUUGCGGGAGUAAAACUUAACAAAGAUAAGAAAAAGGCUCUGAAAAGACUUUUAAAAUCGAAAGAACUUCAAAGUAAGUCUUCAAAAAGUAAAAAGACUAAAAAGAAAGGAACUAUCGAAAUGCAUAUGGAUGCAGAGAAUGCCGUGGAGGAUGAGGAACAAGCUGAAACAGCGAUUGAUUUCCUAAAGGGCAUGUUUAACAUUAAUGUAACGCCAGAAACCAUUGAGCAGAUGGAACAAAAAGUGCAAAAUAAUGUCACAGAAACUGAAGCAAAAUGUGAAUAUGCAGAAAAAAUUAAGUGUCCACAAAAUCCUGUUCAAAAUAUUCCAGAAAAAUUCAACAACAACAAUGAGACGCAAAAAAUGGUAGGGGAAAAUUUUUCCAAUUUUGAGAAAGGAGUAAAUGAAGCCAACAGUGAUAAAGAUAAAGAACCAUGGAAGAUAAAGAAUCAUGAUGACCAUGGAAUUUCUUUAGCCCAAGUUUCAAUACCUUCUAAUAAAAAUGACACAUUUUCUUUCGCAAAACCUCCGGAUAUGGCGAAAACUUGUAAAUUUUCUAAUAGAAGAGAAAUGUAUAAUUCAUUGUUUGGCGACUCUGAUAUAGAAGGGGAUGAUAAUCCAGAUGAUGCAAAUAUAUGUAGAAAUAAUGAUGAAAGACAUGAGACUGGACGUAAUAAUAGUCAAAACAUGCUAUGUUCAAAUUCAAACAUUGUACAAACUGAACAACUGUUAAUGAACAGCCCCAUUGAUAAUAUAGUAGAAAAUACUCCUUCACAUAACGUGCAAACAAAUAGCAGAUGCACAGAUGUUAUUUCCUCCAUUGAAGACAGAUGUUCUAUGCCAGUAAUGGCAACCCCAAUACUCCAGAAUACAAACAUGGAGCUCCAUGCAUAUCCAAGAGCCACGAUUUUAUUUGAGGACUUGGAUAUAGAAAAUAAAAGCAUCGACAAGCACUUUGAUGAGGUUUUAACUCAAAGCAAAGAACAUGUACAGCCUAAUAAGUCUGCAGAAGAUUUUUCUGUUGAUUUGGAAAAUGAUUUCGAAAUUUCUUCUGAAGACGAAAUGGAGCAAACAACUGAAUUAGAAACUGUGGAAGCAAUUGAGGCAUUGCAACAAAAUAUGCCUAGCGCUUGUAGCUCAACAAAUGAAAAUAACAAAAUACUGGAAACUUCUACAGGGGGUACACCGAAAUUCAAGGAGCCCAAAAGUGAGGAGAGAGAAUAUCAGACUUUAAACAAUAACACCAUUCAACCGCUUGCUACCAAAGAAACUUCAAAUAGCCAGUUGCUGCCACCCUUUUUUGAAAUACAGAAACAAACUGCUCAUUGCUCAAAAAGUUUACAAGUCAAAAAUGACUCAGUAGUUGCAGCAUUUUGCAGCGAAAACACAGUACAAAUUAUUUCUCACCCCGACAGUUCUCUACUGAAGCAUGGUAGUUUUGACAGUACAUAUAACACGGCGGAAUAUUUUCCAAUGACUGAACAUAUGCACAACACCCAAGAACCCUUUGUGGAAAUAGGUAAUGAAGAGAAAACAUGUUGCAAACCAUCAAAGAAUGUGGGUACUCUAAGUGAACUACGCAAAUAUCGUAAAAAGCCAAAAUUAAACAUAGAGGAAGAAAUUGUACUUUCCGCCAAUAAUUCUUUCAAAGGCGUUAUAACGGAAUGCGCUUCCUCAAAUUAUUUGGACAAAAAUUACACCCCUAUCAUUUGCGGAGUUUCCAUAGGAGAAGUAAGUACUUAUCCAGCUAGUAAUGACAUACGCUAUUCAGAUAGUAAAGAAGAUGAAGAAUGUUCAAGUAAAGAAGGAAUACUAGAUAUUAGCUCUCCCAAUGAUGUAAAAGGUAUAUCGGGUAGAGUAUUGGUCACAGCAGAAUGCCCGGAAAAGGCAACACCUUCUAAAGUAGUUGAUAUGAUAAAUCUUAAGUCAACCAAUGAUGUAAAGGACAUAUCGGGCACAAGAUUAAAUCAAGUAGAAUACCUAGAAAAAACAACAGAAUUGACCCGCAACUGCAAUGAAUCAACCUCCCAAAAUGAAAUUUUAAUAACGAAAAUAUCCGCUCACCCCAUUUGUGCUUUUAAUAGCCCUAUUAGGGAAACAGGCUACUCAGCUGUACAAAAUUCUGCCCUUCCAACAGCUACGGAUAAUACGGAAUUUGAAAAUACACAAGACCUUUGUUUGCCUGACAACGAACUCAUAAUUGAUGAAGAUAUUCCUAAUAAAAGGGUAGAAGAGGAAAAAGAGCAAAUUUGCCAAAAAGAGACUGAAAACAUAGAAGCUAAUAGCACACAUUUCACCAAAAAUCACCUUGAUACUGAGAAUUCUACAAAAUCCAACACAUCAUGUCAUGAAGUUUCUGCAGACGAAAACUUAAAUACAUCUGAUGUCAGUGUAAUUCUAAACAGCAGUAUGUAUAACGAAAUGUUAAGCGAUUCAAUUUGUCCCAUAGUGGAUGAUAUUCUAAAUAACGACGAUAACAUUAUGCUGCAACCUACUGGAGAGAGCACACAAAUAUUCUCGCGUUGUGGACGGAAACGCAAAGCUAAUGAAAGUCUAUUAGAAAUAAGUCUGCCGCCUUGUAAACGUUCGGAACGCAUUAAAGCUAGACAACUGAAUAUUAAACAAUCUACAAAAAUUAGUAUUUCGUCGGUGGAAAUUGGAAGAUAUACCAGAGUGAAUAGAUGUAAUAGCCAAAUAGAAAACGCCAAGUUGGAAAAAGUUGAAAAAACUAAAGCAAGAGCCAAAAGUCCCGUAAAGUCUAUGGAAGACGAAAUGCCCAAAACUAUGGGUUUCUUUAGGGAAAUAGAAGAGAGUGAUAAUGAUACACUCAGUAGCAAGGAUAUUAGCGUAGUGGAAAACAUUGCAGAUAUGGGAAGGAAAACAAGCGCGAAAGGUCUCGUCUCUAUAGCCUCUACUAAUAUGAUGACUGGCAAUAACGGCAUUUCCCAAGAUCUACAAAAUACAAACAUUUCUGCAGAUAUAGAAAUCGAGCCCACAGCCUUAACUAAUAAGCUAAGUGCCAAUGAUGAUGUUUCCAAAGAUCUGCAAAAUGCAAACAUUUCUCCAAAUAAUAAUGCUGAGCAUAUUGUAUGUUUAGAAUCACCCCAAUCCCCUCAAAGCAACAAUCCGGAAGAGGAAGAUCAUAUAAACAUACCUUUACAAAACAUCAAUAAUACAGACAAUAUGGUAUAUAUGGAAUCACCCCAAUCCCCUCAAAGCAACAGUCCGCAAGAGGAGGAAGAAGAUGUUACAAAAACACCUGUAAAUGCAACUCCAAUUGAAAUACCGCUGGAUCUUUCACCAGAGUACAAACCAACUUGUAAACAAAAAUCUCUUGUGGAAAAUUUAAUUUGGCAUUAUUCUCCAGAGCAACACAAUAUUAUCCUAAGCAAAAAUUCUCUUGCAGAGCAAACCUUUACAAAGAAGCAACAACCAUUACUGCGUCACUACAAAAGCCUUCUAACUGAGUACUGCAGCAUUGCAGUGGAUGUGGAUCCAGAUGUGCAGGCCUCUAAGCUUGUGGAAAAACUUCAACACACCAACAUCGAUUUUAAUUUGUUAUUUGCUAGCAUUUUAAUUGUAACAAUAGAAGCUGAACCUUCCCCCGUGAAGGAGAGUGAGUUGACUUCGAUCCUUUUCGAAAUGCCUCCACGCCAUUUGAACCUAACUUUACAGCGGCUUUUCUAUCUAUUGAAGCAUCUUAUGCCAGUUAACACCAACGCUUGUUCCGCAUUGUUACAAAGAAUUGAAUCGCAUAUCUUUACUUGUCAACAAGUUGAAAAGAUAAGCCUACAUGGCAGUUUACAUUUAGCACAACUUUAUCUAAUAGCUUGCAAAUUCCUAGAACCGCAAACGCAUCAACAUCCGGCUAGAUGUUUUAUUGCCAAAUGUCUCUAUUACUAUUCGCUCAAAGCCAUACCAAUGAUCCAUGAAGUUCUAAUGUGGUAUCCCACCGCAUUGCCACCCAAAGAGGAUGCCAGCUACGAUCGUUCAAAUGCUUUGAUAACCGUCAUACAACACUGCCUUAUGUGCACCAAAUACGAUAUGGAAAGGCCUGAGCUGCGGGGCAAAGCUUUAAUCUCAAAGUUGCGCUACGAAUAUCAUUAUACUGCAUAUAGCCCUACCAUCGAAGAAGUCACCAUCAACUUAGUGGAUAAGCUGAAAACUUCCAAAUUUGACAAAGACAUUUCAAUUUCCUUUGCUCUGUUUGGCAAACGUUUACAUCCCAGCAAAACAGAAUCUGCCAUUCUACAAGCCCACUUGUUGCCAUUGGCCAACGAAUACUUCAACGAAGCUUUAAAAAAUACCGAAUAUGAUGCACGGAUUUCUACUCUGUUGGAAAUUAUUUCAAUGAUUGUAAAACCAUUCCCCCUCGACUGGGACAUUGAUAACUAUCUGAAUUUAUUUUCACGCUUUCUAAAUGCAUUUGGGCGCAAAAUUAUACAGGAAGCUGCCGUAUGUGCGAUACUGCGAUUACAGCGAUUUGGCUUUGUGAAUUGUUUUAGUCGUUUGCGAAGUUUCAAUCCAAAUUUUGCCAUAGAACCCCAAACUCAGGCCAUGUUUAAGUCUUUUAUUCACCGUAAAAAGUUGCCUUUUUUGAAAACAAUUUUGAACCAAAACCCACUGAACUAAGGUAAACAUUUCAAGUGAUCCUAGUCGCAAAAUAAUCACCUUUCAAAAAAUCUUUAAACCUAUGCAAAUUCCUUCAAAGCUUGUGGACUUGUUUAGUUGCAUCAUUGAAAUUAUUUCGUGGCAUGGCUCAAAUUGUGCUAAUUGUACUUUGAAAAAUUCUUUUAUGUAUUAAUUUAUUUGUUUUUCAUCUAAGUCGUAGAAUAAAAAUUAAAUCUUAGUCUUUUUUAUUUACUUCUUAUCUGUAAGUCUUCUAGUUGUAAA